UUCCGCCAGUUUGCUGCUUUGAAGAUUCACAAGGUUCACUGAUGUUCAUCAAGAAAACACAGGAUCAAGAUGUGGGUCUUCAUAUUUCUCCACAUACUGAGUCUAAACUGUCAGGCCUCUGCAACAGUUUCUCUUUGAAAGUUUCAGAGAAUUCAACGCAGAUGUAUUAUGCUAAACUGAAAAUAGACAGAAGUGCAAAGGAAGUAAUCAUUUCGAAGCUGAACUUUACUGUGAAAGACAGCAACGUGAGCAUCGAGAACGUCGCAAGGACAACAGAAUGUAAAGAAAACAACAACGGUAACAAAACAUGUAGAUGCGAACCGGACCACAAAUGGAGUGAUGAAGUUCGUCUCACAGGGGUAAAUUGUGAUGAGCAUAACUGCACCCUCAAGGCUGACUCUAAUUCAAUGUGCACUUUAAGCACUGCAGUUGAUAUCACAGGGAGAUUCACUGUGGAGGGAGAUGAAUUUCAAAGUUGUCUGACAGAUAAGAACUCAGUCGAAUAUAAGAAAUGUCAUAAUUUUCUGUUUGAAAGGAUGAAAAUUGAAUACAGUAAAAUAAGAGGAUUUGACAGUCUGGCAAUAAAACAAUUCAGUGUUGGGAGCGUUAUUGUUGAUUUUACAAUGAAGAUCGUCUCUAACGUUAGUUCGGGAGAACUGUUUAACAAAUCUACCGCUCUGACAAAAGCUCUAACAGGCAGUAUGUCUUUGGAGACAAAAGGCAUUGUCACUUUGGAUAUAUCAACGGAAUCAGUGCUGUAUGAUGACAGUACUGUUGUUAUUUGUAAAACUGAGAGAGAUCUUCAAGCCGAUCCAAAGUGGAAUCUGAAAAGAGAAGAUGGAGAGUUUCUCAUAACUAAUGGCAGGAUCUCAACAGUAAAAAAUGAAAACAAAAAAAGUACAGUCACGAUUGACCAUGUUAACGAACUCUGGCAAGGAGAGUACAUAUGUCUUUUUGUUGAACAAAAAGGCCAAAUAACCAUAAACCAUAAAGCCAACGCUACAAUGGAUAUAUGCCUCAAACCAAAGAUCGACAUUUCCGCAGAUCCAGCAUUUCCCUUGUGUAAGACAGAAUCAACUGUUUUUAUGGUGAAAGUGAAAUGUGAGAUAAAGAAUACCACUGAAACGUACAAUGUGAGCUGGCAAGAUGGUGCCAUUAAAAAACCCGUGACUUCAGAGGGAGACAAAUCUAUUUAUUCAGCUGAUAAAGUAGUUAACUGUAAGACAGAACAGAACACCUCUUCCUCAGGGUCUCCACUGGUAUAUUGCGACUUUACUAAUGAGUGCAACCAAACUAAUAGUGCAUCUAUGAAGGUCGAAGUCAUUUAUCCUAAAGAGAAAUACUGUUCAGCGGAAGGUGAAUGGGCAGACACCAAGGCCGGCUUUACUGCAGAAAUAAAAUGCAAGGAUAAAGCUGGAACAAGAAAGCGAAAGUGUUUACCUGAGUGAGAUUUGAACUCUUCACUAUCAGAUAACAUUUGUUUCCUCUAACUUUGAAAAACACGCUUCAUGAUUUAUGUAACUAAUGAAAUCUUUAUAUAACAUUUAAUUUUUGUGCUGACUGGUUUCACUAAUGUUGAUUUAAUAGUACCUCGAAAAAUGGCCGGGAAGGGAUAUGGCAGGAGGAGGUUUCAGAAUGUGUUGAAACGGACCUCGCUAAUGUGCUGGAAAAA
Messenger RNA from Poecilia reticulata (guppy), 1672 nucleotides. Lineage: Eukaryota; Metazoa; Chordata; Actinopteri; Cyprinodontiformes; Poeciliidae. The record is from RefSeq and is a predicted model, not a curated record.